GGGGAAAAUUACCGUGCGCUGCAGGAAUGUCGAACAACACAGAAGCCAUGACGAACUCUACCGAACAAAACGUUACCUUGGGUUUCUAUAUCGCCAUCAUUAUAACUGGCUUAGUCGGUAAUAGUUUGGUGAUCGCUGUCAUUUCUGGCAAGAAGAGCAAAAGGUCCAUCUAUGAUCUGUUUAUUUUGAACCUUGGCAUGGCUGACUUGUCGUUUAUCUUCUUUUACAUGCCAGUCCUCAUUUACGAGGAGUAUAUCAACAGCAUCUACAAAACUGUGUAUUACUGUCGACUUGUUCAGCCUUUGUUGACAAUCUUUUAUUUUCUAAGCAUCUUCACCAUCUCUUCCAUGGCAAUCCAUCGCUGUAAGGUGAUUACAAAUCCGCACAAACCCAAAAUGAAGAAGCGAACUGGUUACCUGUGGAUCGCUGCUGUCUGGCUGUUUACAUUCAUUAUUGUGCUACCGCUGUCCAUUGUGACAAAGUCGACAAACGGGAAAUGUGACGAGAAAUGGCCGACACUGAAUCAUCGUAAAGCCUACACAUUGGCUCUUUUCAUUCUUCAGUUCGUUAUCCCGCUUCAGAUAAUCGCGGCAGCUUACCUUAAAAUCGGUAUCUACUUGUGGCGCUCAGCUGCUCCGCAAAGCUCCCUUUCCUCUGUUAAGAGCAAGCGGGUUCAGAGGAGAAAGAAGGAGAACAUACAAGUUGUCAAAACACUGGCAUUGAUCGUGAUUCUGUUCACCGUCUGUUUACUGCCGGGUCAAAUUGGUUAUCUGCUGUGGGAAUUUGGAGAUGAAGAAGACCUGGCCACGAUAGACAUCAUUUGCAAAUUUGCAACUAUUCUCGACUGCCUUCACGCUUGUGUGAAUCCGAUUGUUUAUGGACUGUUGACUGAACGGUUUCGCAGAGAAUACAUCAGAUAUCUGUCGUUUUGUCUUUCGUGCGGCACAAAACAGGUCAACACAAUGCAAGAGACUCAGAACGCAGAGAGCACAAUAGAAAUACUGUCACCGUCGACUACAAGAAGAAAACUCACCAACGAGGAUGUAGAGACGAUACCAAAUGCUCUGAACGAGUCACAAAACUUAGAUUCACAGAUAACGCGACCCUCGACUGCAUGCUCCUCUGUGCUGCAGGAGCCAACCCUGAUUAAAUAUGUUUAUACAGCGACUGACUGAGUAUGAUGUUGUCAACUGAGUCCCAGUGCUUCGACGAUGGCUUUUCUGGCCUCUUCCCCAAGGUUUUUCUCUUUCUGAGAGACCUUAAGCAAGAGAUCCGUGGCUAGUUUUGUUGCACUCCUUUCAGUCCAAACUUGCGUAAAUUGCUGUCGUGUUCGAUUAAAAAAGCACAGGGUUUUCUUCAUGAAUGUAAAAGCAUUUGGUAGUGGAAAAAGUUACUGCUAUAAUUAACUCUUUACGGCAAAACAAGGCUGUAAUUACGUUGCAAAGCCACUCGCUUUUUUUUUUUGAAGAAAGGAAAAACUGGGCCAAUACGAACUCACAGCGUAGGAAUUAUAUUCUUACCCCAAAACUUGAAAGUUCAGGCUAUCAAUGAAACGCUUCACAGAAUAUUAUGAAAGAAUUCAAGUCAACUUGGGUCGUAACCAGCUCAAUUCUUACCCUGUAGCCCUUCAAAGGCGAAUAAGAAAAACAUCUCCAUCUUGGAACGGACUGGGGAAAAAAAGGAGUCUGGAGGCUCUUACAUACUUCGUUGUUGUAGCUUAUGGUGUCAAUGUUUUAUUUGGAGGAAUUUCACCCUGAAGAAGUCAGUGUUGGAUUUGAAACGCAGGGGAGCAGACAGAAUUUGAGUGGUACUAUCAAUUUUUUAACUCAUUGGGAACUGGAUGAGUUUACGGCUGAAAUAACUGUUGCAUUGUUACAGACUAUCGGACCGGUUUAACUGCGUUUGAUUGUGGAUGUUUCCUUGUAAAUAUGAUAAGACUAUCGAUUACUGGUUAAAACGGCUCUUUGUAGCUCAUAAAAAUGAGGUGUCUCAGACACAAACCACCUGUAAGAUGACAAUAUCUUUUUCAUCAGCUUUCCCAAUACAAAUACAGUCGGAUGCGAAAUGUCUGUAGAAAUAUAAAGCCUUCGCAUUCCUAAACUAGAAUACAUUUUCUCUAAAGAAA
This is a messenger RNA of Stylophora pistillata, 2125 nucleotides long. RefSeq names its product galanin receptor type 1. The record is from RefSeq and is a predicted model, not a curated record. Gene Ontology annotation, cellular component: plasma membrane. Lineage: Eukaryota; Metazoa; Cnidaria; Anthozoa; Scleractinia; Pocilloporidae. Gene Ontology annotation, biological process: G protein-coupled receptor signaling pathway. Gene Ontology annotation, molecular function: G protein-coupled receptor activity.